Psylliodes chrysocephalus is the source of this 828-nucleotide messenger RNA. Lineage: Eukaryota; Metazoa; Arthropoda; Insecta; Coleoptera; Chrysomelidae. The record is from the annotation of a GenBank genome assembly.
AUGAAUCAAAUUCACAAAAAUGACUUAAAAUUUAAAAGAAAACCUGUUUAUGGUCCAAUAAUAUGGAGAAGAUUAGCAUUAGGCGUCCGAAUUCAAGAUCUUCUACCUAACAACUUUGAAAUAGUAGUUGACAUAAUUUUAAAAUAUUAUAUUAAAGGAAAUGUAAUUUUUAAUAAUUCAAGGAUUCUAGAUGACCCGAUUUCAGUACAAUCAUUUACAGACAGAUUAUACAGAGUAAUGAAGCAGUGUAUUUCGCUUGUAGCUGUCGAUGAAAGAACUGACGAAAUAAUCGGUUGCUUAUUGAUAACGCGAGUAAAACAAGAAGACUAUGGAACAGAAUAUAAUACUCUAGAAAUUGGAGACGGUAAAGUUUACCGAAAGAUUACUGAAUUUCUUAACGAUGUAAACAGGACAGUAGACAUAUUUGCAAACUUUGAUACAAAUGUUUACCUAAAAUAUUGCAAUAUCUGUAUUACAGAUGAUUAUAGAAACAAUAAAAUAGGUUUUAACAUGCUGUCGGCUAGUUUCGAUUUAGCACGUUAUUUAGAAAUGCCUGUAAUUAUGGCUAUUGCUGACUCGUAUAUGCUUCAGAAGAUUUUGAUGAAACUCGGUUUUAAACUUUUGCACGAAAGCGAUUAUAGAAAUUGGAACGAUGCUACAGGAGAGUUGGUUUUUAAUGAAACUGGCUCAGGAAAUUAUACAUGCAGCGUAUUAGCCUGCUCGGUUCCACAAGCUCCAGAUCCAGAACCGGUGGUUAUUGAAAGGCGCGAAAGUACUCAUCUUUCCAAAGAAAAGAGUUUACCAAAGAAAAAGAAAGAAACUAAAUAA